CUCAUUUCUCACUCUAACGACAACCAUCAGAUAUUUUCUCCGAGUCCACUGUCUCUGCUGACGACCAAAGUCAAAUACCACCUCACAGGAGAUGUCAACCGCACCUCUACAAGUGACCGAUCCCACUGAAAAAUAUCACCAUUGAGCCUGUUUCACUCCCUCCUUUUUUGCAUUGCCCAUUGUCUGGACCAGGACCAUAUAUCGAUCCCCAGAGGAACACGGCCAUUGCUAGUCUCAGUAGCUAGGAGCGAGCCGUUGGUCUCCUCCUGCAGAAGACUGGGCCUUGCCAUUCUGGCCACAUAAUGCCACUCGAAUCCUUCUGAUGCGCGGCCACUUGAAGCAAAAAUUCGGAUUCAACACCUUUUGGAAUCCCGCAGACUGAACCCUUGCCUCCGCUGCCACCUUGCUCGACCCAAUAUCGCCGCAGGAGGUUGGUUAUGAAGGCAAAAGCGUCAGGCGGCGUGUAACUGAACAGUCAGCAACCUGUCUAACCCGCCCUGACAACUGGCUGCGUCUGGGUUUUCCAAAUGUUCUUCUUGCCUGGGUUUGGUGGCCGGAUGUGGUGAAUUGUCUGAUCGUGGUAUCGGUCCGAUUCAAGCCUCCCCAGCCUUUUCGUGUCCUUUGCGUUGCAUUUUCCUAGACUGCGUGGCCCCAAUCUGGACGGAGAUACACCACGGAGCAAGAAUCUCAUCUUUUUACUUCUAACAAAAUGGAUGACCUAAAACGCACAAAUUCCAACGACACCCGCUCAACAUCACCGGGUGCUUAUCGUUCUCCUUAUCCUACAACAACUGGCGCUGGCAAACUCUCCCUGCCGUACACAACCGAUCCACCGUCUCCAGCAAAUCCGCCGCAACAGAAAGUAUGGCUCGUCUUCGGCGCAACAGGACAUAUGGGCCGCUCGGUGACGAAAGCCGCCCUGGGUCAUAACGACAUUGUCGCUGCCGUGGGCCAGUCCUUCCAAGACGACCUAGAGAGCGUGAAGAAAUGGCAUAACAUCCCGGAUCGAUAUCUGGGGCUGUUAUGUGACGUACGUAUACGCUCGAGCGUGUCCUCGGUCAUCGAACAGACGAUGAAAAAGUUCGGCCGAGUGGACAUCAUCGCCAACUGUUCGGGAUACGGCGUGAUUGGAGCCUGUGAAGAUCAAGACGAACAUGAGAUUCGAAACCAGUUCGAGACGAAUUUCAUGGGCACGUUGAACAUCAUUCAACUUUCUCUACCAUAUUUUCGGAGACGACAGGACGGGAGGUAUCUGAUCUUCAGCUCUACGAGUGGCGCGCUUGGAGUUCCUGGCCUCGGUCCAUAUUGCGCAACAAAGUAUGCCGUAGAAGGCCUAAUUGAAAGCAUGCUCUACGAGGUUGAUCCGUUCAACAUCAAACUCACCCUCGUUGAGCCGGCACACAUGCGCCGGGACGACAACGACAUUUUUCCUCCUCCACAGCCCAGUCAACCUAGUACGACGACGACGAUGACGACGACGACGAACGGACGAAUCCCACAGCAACAGCAGCCGCAACAACAACAACAACAACAACAACAAAUCCAAAAGCAGAACGCACUGGCCCUCUUCGGCCAUUUCAAAGUGGCGCGGCCGUCCUCGCCGUACGCCACGAAAGACGCCCCUGCCGCCCACGCCCAGCGGUCCCUGCAGUGGAUGGGUGCCAACCAACCCACCUCGGUGGUCAAAGCCGCCGAACUGGUCUGGCAGCUCGGCCACUGCCGGUACCCGCCGCUGAGACUCUUGCUAGGGACUUUUGCCGUGGAGAGCAUUCGCGACCGGCUGAAGAGCAUCAUCGAAGAGAUCGAGGACUGGAAGCACCUGAGUUUCCCGCCGCUGGAGGGGUUCGAGGAGAAGGAAGACGGCGAUGACAAGGAGGAAGGCGAAGGGGAAGGGGAUGGAGAUGGAGAAGGGGACGACGGAGAUGGCGACGGUGACGGUGACGGUGACGAACACGACGAACUUGAUGAACGUGGAGGAGGAAAUGAAGAACAGACCGAAGGAAAGGGCGAGGACUAUCCUGAAGGGGGCCGAAGGCCUCUCAAUCCGGCGGACCGGGAUAAAGAGAUCCACGACAGGGAAGAACGAGGGGAAGGGAGACGCGUACACAUCAAGCUGGAGAGUAAAAUGGAUGUGGACGAUUGAAAAGAGACAACAUCAGAUGGAGAUCAAGAAGCGGAUGGUCUUGGGUUUCAAAAUGGGUUUCUCCAUUCGACACUACCUGACAGCUCCAGGCCAGCGCAGAGCCUUCCGCCAUCCAGGCACGAACUAUAUCAUGUUGGCCACUUUGCUAUCCACCCUCUCAGCUAUGCUGUCGAGCCGCCCUGUGUCUCAAUCAGCGCCUAGCAGAGACAGCUCACAAGCCAUGCAGGAUACGGGUACUACCACACCCCAAGGUUGAAGGGGCCGACACAUACAACCAGGAGUGGAUCGAUCAUUGAAUGGAUAGAUACGGGCCCUUGCUUCGUCUCGUCUUGUCGCCGCCUUUCACUCCUCUGACGUGCCUUGCGGUGUUUCGCAAUCAAUGGACGACCAGCCACCAAGCCUGCUCAGCUCCACCGCAGAAUUUCCAACAGUCGUUCCGAGUGUGCGUUUAGCCCGUUGGCUAAAAACAUGCACCCGAUGUCCGCCACUCGUUUGCGAAGUUUUGAUGUCGUGAGAUGCAAUAUUCGUACAUUUGCAGCAUGGGCAUGCUCGGGGCGCCUCCGAGGAAACAGCCCACAAAAUCUAAUCUCAAGCUCUGUUGAGUGAGGUCGGAAGCCGGAGGUCUCGAGUCACAAGUCGUUUUCGACGGACUUGGCCUUGGAUUCGGAUAUCGAUAUGAUACAUUGUCUUUGAACAGAAAACUCCUCAUUCUCAGCACGCGAUCGAGGGAUCAAAGUGUGAUCCGCAUAUGAUCAUUCGCGCCAAAAGCCUUCCCACAAUUCGGGCACUUCCUCGCCCUCAACGUCAGCCGUUCAGCAACACAAUCAUUGCAGAACGUGUGUCCGCACGUCUUGAUCACGGUGUUUUUCAGGUUCCGUUUGCAGAUAUUGCAAUAUGCAAACUGUCUCAAUAUCUCGUACUGUUCGGACUGUCCUGAUUUGGAUUUCCACGUCUCCAGAUUUCUGCGCGUGUCUUUGAGCGAAGACUUAAGAUCUUCCACUUCAACUUCAGCCGCACGGCAAGCGCUAGUUGCGGCGGCGAGUUUGACGUCUUUGGCAGUGGCCUGGGUUUUCAGCUCAGAUAUUUGGGUGUUGAGUCUGGAGAUUUCGAGUCCUUGAGUGAUGUUUUGUUGUUGAGCGGUUCGAUGUUCGUUGGUCUUAUGCGCUAAGGCGUCCUUCAGCUCGGACAGCUGUUUAUCUGCCGUGGCCAGCAACGCUCGCGUGGCCGCUUCGGCGUCUUUCAACGCCCCGAUUGCCUCUGCCGAUUUUGCGUUCUGCAGCCGCAGUGUUCUGAUUUCGCCAGCCUGAGUUUCCUUGCUUUUCAUCGCGGCAAAGAAUUUCUGGUCGGCUUUGGUCUUAUCCAUCGACAGUUUCAGCACCUUCUCCUCCAUUGCAGCAAACUCGGAAACUUUUUGACUCGCAAUCUUUGACGUCUUUUGGAACGCUGUCGACAUGGACGCGAGUUCACCAUUGAGGAGAUUGUACUUCCUGUCAAGUUCAUGGUAUCUGGCCCGCAGAUCUUCCAGAUUCAAAGCAUCCAGCUCUGCGUUAUCCACAGCCAUCUCGCCUGGUUGAGCUGUGAGCCGCUCGUUUUCGGAUUCAAGCGCGCGAAUACGAUCUUCUUGCGCCGAAGCCAGUUCCGUUAUCUUCUUCACAGCCUCUUGAUUCUGAUCCAGAGAAGCUUGCUUGACAGCCUGAUCGGCUAGUAAUUCGUCUCUGCUGUGUCGGAUCCUUGCCAGAUUGGCCUCUGAUGCCGCCAAAAGAGACUCCUUCUCUACUAUUGCCACUCGUUGCUCAUUUUCCAGCUGAAGUUGAUAUGUCGUCCUUUCCGACCGCAAUUUCGAGGCUUCUUCCUUGAGAUCGGUAUUGGUGGCUUCAAGAUUGUUAACUUUCUUGACGGUAUCCUCGAGUUGCGA
This is a messenger RNA of Cladophialophora immunda, 4058 nucleotides long. RefSeq lists its product as uncharacterized. Lineage: Eukaryota; Fungi; Ascomycota; Eurotiomycetes; Chaetothyriales; Herpotrichiellaceae. The transcript has 2 exons. The coding region runs from base 710 to 2143 and encodes 477 amino acids. The record is from RefSeq and is a predicted model, not a curated record.